Aspergillus caelatus is the source of this 1700-nucleotide messenger RNA. RefSeq lists its product as uncharacterized. The coding region runs from base 270 to 1433 and encodes 387 amino acids. Lineage: Eukaryota; Fungi; Ascomycota; Eurotiomycetes; Eurotiales; Aspergillaceae. The transcript has 2 exons. The record is from RefSeq and is a predicted model, not a curated record.
CAUACUGGCAAAAAUUUGCGCAAUACUGACCAUUUGGGUUGACGCAAUAUUUCCCGUACUCACUGGUGACAAACUAACUAAAUUCCCCGCUAACAAUAAGUGAUCGCUGAUCAAUCCCUCUCUUACCUCCCCGAGCUCACACGGAUCGCUCUCAUUGGCCUAAUUGUUUGCGCCGCGGGGGGUGCGUGCAGCAUUCCUUCAGAUCCGCUCGAUAUCGGUAAGAUAUAUUACGAUUUACAACUCCCACGUUUCACGAUUGAAUCCUGAAAAUGACCGACCCCGUUGCCGAUACCCCCGCGAUGGACGAAUUUGCGCAGACUCGUGGCGGUGAUGACCUAUUCGACGAUGAAAUUGUUCCUGUAGCCGCGGAGCCAGAGGUCCCGCCGGAAGUCCAAGCAUUGGAAGAGAACGUCGCAUCGCUAUCGUUAGAAACCGAAACCCCGCCUCCCCGUACCGAAACCCCUCCACGGUCGCGCGGGGGCGAAAGGCGAGGACGUGGCAGAGGAAAGGGUCGCGGUGGCAGACAAGGGUCGCAAAAUCCAGCUUCAAGGCGGGGUGAUGGAGGCUCAAGGGCCAAGUCCGCUGCUGACGAUGCCGCCCAGAACGAGAAGAGUCAUGAGGAACCCGCCAAGGUUGUGUCUGCUGAAGCAACAGAACAAGCAAAGAAGGAAGAUGCGACUUCGGACUCCAAACCCUCCGCUGAGGCUAAUGGUCCACGCGUGCCAGCUGUGCGCGGGGAUCGGAGUGCUACAGGUGGGAUAAAGAAGCCGAAACUCACAGAGGAGGAACUUUCUCAACGUAUCGCCGCGGCGAAGGAAAACGCUGCUCGUAAGGCUGCCGCCCACGCCCGUGCUGAAGCCGACCAGGCCUCCUUCCUUGAACGAGAGAAGGUUGCCGAAGAGAAGCGACGUCAGGAACGCCAGAACCGUCGUGUGAUGGAUAACGAACGAGAGCGCAAUCGGCAGCGAAAGCUUCAAGCCCUGGGCGGGAGAGAGUGGGAUUCGCAGAAGCAGGAGGAAGAUUAUAACCCUCGUGGAGGUAGAGGUGGAUUCCGACGAGGGAUGCACGGUGGUGUCUCUGGAUACGUUAGACGAGACUUUGGAGAUUCGCAACCCGACGAAGAGACGAACAAUCACCACCAGAACAGCACUCGAGGCCGGGGUCGUGGCGGUAGAGGUGGUCGCGGGCGCGGCCGUGGACCACGAUCAGACAUUCCACCAUCUGAAGGCGCAGCGAACGAACCAAGUUCCACCGAGCAAAAGCCCGCUCCAGCUCCAGUCAUCGAUAAUGAAGCCGAGUUCCCUUCCCUGCCUGGCGGUAGUAAAAAAGAGAGCACGGUCGACAACGAUUCUUCUGCGGCUAAGCUCGACGCAGUCCUCUCGCCGAUAUCUGCAAGCGGUGCUACAUGGGCGGAGCAAGUCGAGAAUAAUUAGAUGUCCACAGUCACGAGUCUAUACUUCUCUUUAGUCAUGUUUUGGAGGGACCAUUGUUAUUGCAUUCACGGAAUAUUCCCCGAACUAUUGUUAUUCACUAUGCUUCUAAACCAUGUUUACGCUUUGUUACAGAGACUUCCUGCCAACAUUGGAUAAUGAAAGAUGCCCUUUCCGCCCUAUGAUCCUUCUAAAGCAAUGUAAAACAUAUGCAUCAUGAUGUCUCAUUCUUCCUGCAGAAUCUCUGCAAAUGAUGGACUUACAAUAUAU